Messenger RNA from Callorhinus ursinus (northern fur seal), 2896 nucleotides. The record is from RefSeq and is a predicted model, not a curated record. NCBI's taxonomy places the organism in Eukaryota, Metazoa, Chordata, Mammalia, Carnivora, Otariidae.
GCGGUGGUUUUGGGUGUUCCUGGGUUUGUUCCGGCACCGUCAGGCCGGUCCGGGACUCUGGUGACGGGACCGAGAAGGCGCGCGGGGAGGAGCUGUCCCUGCCGCACAGACUUAGGGACACCGCCCGGGCUGCCCCGCGCCGGGGCCGAGACGGGGACGGCCGGUCCGGGUGUCCGCUCCGCACACCGAGUCCGAUGGCGGCGGCCGCGCCCAGGGAGCCGCCGCAGGACAAUGUGACUUUGGAGGAUGUGGCUGUGUACUUCUCCUGGGAGGAAUGGGGUCUCCUUGAUGAAGCUCAGAGACGCCUGUACCAUGAUGUGAUGCUGGAGAACUUGGCACUGAUAACUUCUCUGGAUUGUUUGUGUGGCAUAGAGCAUGAGGAGGUGCCUUCUGGACAGAAUGUUUCUCUGGGAAGAAUGCCACAAAUCAGGUCUUCAGAGCCAAAUCCAUCCACUGAGAAGGUUCAUUUCUGUGAGAUGUGUGUUUCUGUCAUGAAAGAUAUUUUGUACCUGGCUGAGCAUCAAGAAACACAUACUGGGGAGAAGUCAUACACAUGUGUGGCAUGUGGGAAACACUUCUGUUUCAGUGCAGAUCUUCACCAACACCAGAAUGAGCACAGUGGGAGAAAGCCCAAUACCAAGGACAUGGACAGGGCUUCCUUUGUGAAGACCUAUAGAAGUCAUUCAUUAGGGAAGCCUUUCACCUGUGAGGUUGAAAAGGACUUCUUGGCCAGUUUGGGACUUCUCCAGCAUCAGGCCACUCCCAAAGCAGUACUGAGUAUACACAACAGUACUAAGUGUGAGGGUUCCUUUCACAGUAGAAAAAGUUCUUACAAAUGCGGUGAAUGUGGAAAAGCCUUCUGUCACAAACGUACACUUGUUCAGCACCAAAGAAUUCACACUGGAGAAGGACUGUUUGAGUGCAUUGAAUGUGGGAAAACCUUCAGCUACAAGCAUACAUUUGUUCAGCAUAAGACAGUCCACACUGGAGAAAAGCCUUUUGAGUGCAGUGAAUGUGGAAAGGCCUUCAGGUUCAAAUAUAAACUUGUUCAGCACCAACGUACUCACACUGGAGAAAGGCCUUAUGUGUGUAGUGAAUGUGGGAAAGCUUUUGGAUGCAAAUCCAAACUUGUUCGGCACCAGAGAAUUCACACCGGAGCAAGGCCUUAUGAAUGUGCUGAAUGUGGCAAAUUCUUUAGACAAAGUUCCAGCCUUGUUCAACAUCGGAGAAUUCACACUGGAGCAAGGCCUUAUGAAUGUGACGAAUGUGGGAAGUCUUUUAGCCAAAGCUCUAUCCUCAUUCAGCACCGGAGAGUUCACACUGGAGAAAGGCCAUAUGAGUGCAGUGAAUGUGGGAAAUUCUUUAGACAAAGCUCCAGCCUCAUUCAGCACCGGAGAGUUCACACGGGAGCAAGGCCUUACGAGUGUAGUGAAUGUGGAAAAUCCUUUAGCCAAAGUUUUAGCCUCAUUCUACAUCGGAGAAUUCACACUGGAGAAAGGCCUUAUAAAUGCAGUGAAUGUGGGAAAUCCUUUAGCCAAAACUAUAGCCUCAUUCAACACCAUAAACUUCACACUAGAAAAAGGCCUCAGGAGUGCAGCGAAUGUGGGAAGGCCUUCAACCGCAAAGACACACUCGUCCAGCACCAGAGAAUCCAUACAGGAGAAAGGCCUUACGAGUGCAGUGAAUGUGGGAAAGCCUUCAGCCGCAAAGCCACCCUUAUCCAGCACCAGAGAAUCCAUACCGGAGAAAGGCCUUACGAGUGCAAAGAAUGUGGGAAAGCGUUUAGCCGCAAAGACAACCUUACUCAACACAGAAGAAUUCACACUGGAGAAAUGCCUUACAAGUGUAGUGAAUGUGGAAAAUACUUUAGCCAUCACUCCAACCUAAUUGUACACCAGAGAGUUCACAAUGGAGCGAGGCCUUAUAAGUGUAACAAUUGUGGGAAAGUCUUCAGACACAAAUCCACACUUGUUCAACAUGAGAGUAUCCAUACUGGGGAAAAUCCUUAUGUUUGCAGUGAUUGUGGGAAAUCCUUUGGCCACAAAUACACUCUCAUUAAACACCAGAGAAUUCACACAGAGGCAAGGCCUUUUGAGUGCGUUGAAUGUGGGAAAUUCUUUAGUCGAAGCUCUGACUUUAUUGCACACCAGAGAGUUCACACGGGGGAAAGGCCAUUUGUGUGCAGCAAAUGUGGGAAAGAUUUCAUCAGAACAUCCCACCUUGUUAGGCACCAAAAAGUUCACACUGGAGAAAGGCCAUAUGAGUGCAAUGAAUGUGGGAAAGCCUAUAGUUUAAGCUCCCACCUCAUCCGGCACCAGAAAGUUCACACUGCAGGAAGGCUUUAGGAGUGCUUUCAACACAACAGGAUUCAUAGGGGGAGGAGCUCUGUGAUUACCCUUUGAGAGGAAGACAUCAAUCAGAUGUUGAACCCUCAUAUAUCAGCAUUACCACCAGGGAGAUACCUUAUGAAUGCCAGGUACAGGGAAGCUUUCGUGGGUUGUGUUGCACUUUCAAACAGGUCCUUGCCAGAUUUGUCACGCAAUGCCUGUGGCUGAAACCAUCUCAGCUCUACCAGCUUAGUUACCAUAACAUCCUCAGGGAAGGUAGAAUUUUGUACUCUCCAGUCCCUGGAGGGAAUUACAAGAAUCCUGAAUUAAAUGGGAUUUCUCAUUUCCUCCACACUGACUGAUAAAAGGUGUGGACUUUACAUCUUUAGCCAAGAGGAUCUGAGCUGUGUUCUGGCUUACAGAAAAGGUUUACUUUCUUCAUGGACAUUGUUGGUCUCAUGUGGUACUUGUGACAGAUUUCCAGCCUCCAAUUCACCUAACCUGGAGAACUACUUGUCUUACGUUGCUCUGGUUUCUGUGAUAAUAAAGACCUUAUUAUUUAAGCCAUC